UUCACAGCGCCAACACACUGCAUGAAAUCAUGAAGGUUGCUUCUGCUCUGCUUGUCUGUGCUCUGUGUUUCCUGGGCCUGAAUGCUCAGUGCCCGGAACCGAACACCCUGAAAGACAUUGAGGGCAACAAGGUCUGUGCUCGCAUGUAUGAAGACAGCAACUACUACUACGAUCAGAGCUGUGGGGGAGAGUACAUCGAUGCCUAUCCCAAUGAUGAUGUCCCUAUCAUUCCAUGGCGCUGGAACAACCGCAUAUCUUCUCUGGUGGUGAACAAGCUGUGCAGUCUGACUGUGUGGUCUCGCGUCAAGAAAAAUGGAAGCAAGAAGAAGUUUUCAUCUGGCAUCGUGUACCGCCUUAAAGACGUGCAGCAGGGCUUGUUUGGCAGCUGGGAAAAUGACAUCUCUGCGUAUUACUGCGUGUGCUAGAUACUGCUGAAGCAGGCAGAGGAGAAGAGACUGAAAAUCAACCAAUGAUCAACCAGUUGUGUAAUCUGUCAAGUUUGAAAUGUGCAGACUUAAAUGUUUUGACAAUUAAUAAAAGCAAUGAAUCUUU
Molecule: messenger RNA, 552 nt
Organism: Clarias gariepinus (North African catfish)
Lineage: Eukaryota; Metazoa; Chordata; Actinopteri; Siluriformes; Clariidae
Product: syncollin-like
Exons: 1
Coding region: 30-425 (131 amino acids)
Biological process (GO): exocytosis
Cellular component (GO): secretory granule membrane
Source: RefSeq, a predicted model, not a curated record